Oldenlandia corymbosa var. corymbosa is the source of this 1221-nucleotide messenger RNA. The record is from the annotation of a GenBank genome assembly. Lineage: Eukaryota; Viridiplantae; Streptophyta; Magnoliopsida; Gentianales; Rubiaceae.
AUGGCCGCUGUUGCUGGAAUAUCCCUCAAUCACGUUUCCCGAGAAUCAUCGGAUGUUAAACGCUUGGCAAAAUUCUACACAGAGGUAUUCGGAUUUGAGCAAGUGGAAAGUCCGAAAUUCGGUUUUGAAGUAAUAUGGUUGAAGCUGCCCGGGAACCCGUCUUUGUUCCUCCAUCUAAUUGAGAGGGAUCCUUCUACAAAGCUUCCUGAAGGUCCAUGGAGUGCUUCUUCACCCGUGGCUGAUCCUAAGAAUCUGCCCAGAGGUCACCAUGUUUGCUUCUCUGUCCCCAAUUUCGACGCUUUUAUUGAAACCCUUAAGGAGAAGGGAAUCCAAAUGCAUCAGACGACUCAACCAGAUGGGAAAACCAAGCAAGCGUUCUUCUUUGAUCCAGAUGGUAAUGGCUUAGAGAUGAGCCAAGAACAACCAAGAAGGGAUCAGGAACCGAUCAAGUACGGAGACGUUUUUCAAGUCUCCGGCGAGCUUGCGGAAAAGCCAAUUGCACCACAGGAUGCUUCAAUGAUGCAAACAGCCGAAUCCAGAGUCCUCGGACACACACAAAAAGGCGGUCCGGCCGCCGCCAUGCAAUCCGCCGCCACAAUCAACGAAAGGGCCGGCCUUGUCAGUCACGAUGACGUCACCGAUUUCGCCGGCGAACGUGGUGUCAGUGUCACCGAGACUGACCUCCCCGGAACCCGUAUAAUCACGGAAUCAGUCGCCGGCCAGGUUGUAGGCCAAAUCGUGCAACCGACUCCGGUUGCGAAUCAGAGUUCUGCAGGAUCUGGAAUUGGGUACCCGGAUAUACAAACGGGUUAUGCCGCCAGUGCUGCCGGAAUAACCAUUGGACAAGCUUUGGAGGCAGCGGCACAAACAGCCGGAGACAAGCCGGUGGAACAGAGUGAUGCUGCUGCAAUACAAGCUGCGGAAGUUAGAGCCACCGGCACGAACGUCGUCGCGCCCGGCGGGAUUGCUGCCACCGCACAAGCCGCAGCUUCCUAUAAUGAGUCACAGCCAUUAUUAAAGGACGAGGACAAAGUGAAAAUCGGCCAUGUUUUGACUGGGGCGACUGAAAAGUUGGCGUCGGAUAAGGUGGCGACAAGGGAAGAUGCCGAAGGCGUUGUUGGAGCUGAGCUGAGGAAUAAUCCUGAAUUGGCCACUCAUCCUGGAGGAGUUGCGGCUUCUGUGGCCGCUGCAGCGAGGCUUAAUGAAAGGCAAACUUCUUGA